UGGCCAAAGGCAAAGCCCCUUCCCAACAAAAUCAGUUGACAAUUCCAAACAAAACCGAUAACUCUAAGAAUUUAUUAGUUUCGUUGAGGUGCAGAAGACACAGAAGAAAAUGGAGAACCUCUGGCGAGCGGCGACGGGCCAAGACCCUAGUCCGGAGGACUACAGCGGCGUCGAGUUCUGGUCUAACCCCGAGCGCGCCGGCUGGCUCACCAAGCAAGGCGAGUACAUCAAGACCUGGCGCCGCCGCUGGUUUGUCCUCAAACAGGGCAAGCUCCUCUGGUUCAAGGGCUCCCACGUCACCCGAUCCUCCACCCCGCGUGGCGUCAUCCCCGUAGGCACCUGCCUCACUGUCAAGGGCGCCGAAGACGUCCUCCACAAGCCCUGCGCCUUCGAGCUUUCCUCCAACCAGGACACCAUGUACUUCCUCGCCGACUCCGAGAAGGAGAAGGAGGAGUGGAUCAAUUCGAUCGGUCGUUCCAUCGUGCAGCACUCGCGAUCGGUUACCGAUUCCGAGGUCGUCGAUUACGUUAGCAGACGCUGAUCUCGAUUCGCUUGGAAACGGGUUUUUCUCUCGUUUGUACACUGAUAGGUGCGGUUUCGUUUGGUUGUCAAUUUUUGUAUAAUCUGUUAAAGAUGCUUCUUGUUUGUGAGACGGUGUACUUUGAUACAGUAAAAAGUUAAUGAUUUUGAGGAUCUCCCUCUAGUUUUCUAAUUAUCAUCA
Molecule: messenger RNA, 721 nt
Organism: Carya illinoinensis
Lineage: Eukaryota; Viridiplantae; Streptophyta; Magnoliopsida; Fagales; Juglandaceae
Product: pleckstrin homology domain-containing protein 1
Exons: 1
Coding region: 110-541 (143 amino acids)
Source: RefSeq, a predicted model, not a curated record